Molecule: messenger RNA, 2499 nt
Organism: Striga asiatica
Lineage: Eukaryota; Viridiplantae; Streptophyta; Magnoliopsida; Lamiales; Orobanchaceae
Source: the annotation of a GenBank genome assembly
AUGGUGGCCUUGAAAGACAUUCUUCCACCUGCAAAAUCUUCCGUAACUACUAAUUAUGACCACUCAAACGACCCCUGGUUCAAAAGUCGGUUCAGUCUGUCUGAAUCCGAGGAAUCUGAAGCUCCCAAGGCCAAGCAAGUGCCUCCUUACCUAAAACGGUCUGGAUUUAAGCCCUCAAAGCCCGAGGAUUUUGGAGAUGGAGGUGCAUUCCCUGAAAUCCACUACGCGCAGUACCCUCUUGGCAUGGGCCGAAGCCCAAACCAGAAGCCCGGAGGGAAGACAUUGCCUCUCACAGUGGACGAGCACGGGAAUCUACGAUACGACUCAAUCGUGAGGCAGAAUGAGAACUCAAAAAAAAUUGUGUACUCCGAGCACUCGGACCUUGUCCCGAUUUUCGCGAAGGAUAAGGAGAACAAGGACGAGAUGGACAUGGAUGAGAAACAGAAAGAGAUAGAAGAGACCACUCAAGAAACCAAAGCUGCCCUCGAGAAAAUCGUGAAUGUCCGAUUAAGUGCUGCUCAACCGAAAAACGUCCCCACGCAAUCAUCGGACUCCAAGUUUAUCAAGUACAAGCCCUCCCAGCAGUCGGCUGCCUUUAACUCAGGUGCUAAGGAGAGAAUCAUCCGCAUGGUGGAAAUGCCCGUUGACCCUCUCGAGCCUCCCAAGUUCAAACACAAGAGGGUCCCGAAGGCCUCCGGCUCGCCACCUGUCCCGGUCAUGCACUCUCCUCCGCGGCCCGUAACAGUUAAAGAUCAGCAGGACUGGAAAAUCCCUCCAUGCAUAUCUAACUGGAAGAAUCCCAAAGGUUACACAAUACCUCUCGACAAGCGUCUAGCGGCUGAUGGCCGAGGGCUCCAAGAUGUUCAGAUCAACGACAAUUUCGCGAAAUUGUCCGAGGCUCUGUAUGUUGCCGAACAAAAGGCUCGGGAGGCAGUUGCUGUACGGUCCAAGGUUCAAAAGGAGAUGAUGAUGAAAGAGAAGGAGAAGAAAGAGAUGGAGCUUCGGGAGUUGGCCCGUAAGGCCCGAUCCGAAAGGACAGGUGUUGCAGCAGCUGUGGCUAUUCCGUCAGAGAGGACUAAUAAUAAUAAUAAUAACGACGAUGAUAUGAGAGUCGAGUAUGAACGCGCGAAAGAGACGAGGGAGGAGAGAGAGGAGAGGCUGCAGAGAGAGAAAAUCCGCGAGGAGAGGAGGAAAGAGAGAGAGAGGGAGAGGAGGCUUGAGGCGAAAGAUGCUGCCAUGGGCAAGAAGAGCAAGAUUACACGAGACAGAGACCGUGACAUUAGUGAGAAAGUUGCGCUCGGGAUGGCCUCGACUGGCGGUAGAGGUGGAGAGGUUAUGUAUGAUCAGAGGCUAUUUAACCAGGAGAAAGGGAUGGAUUCCGGUUUUGCCACUGAUGAUUCGUAUAACAUAUAUGAUAAAGGCUUGUUCAAUUCCCAGUCUACUCUGAAUACUCUGUACCGGCCGAAGAAGGAUGCUGACGGUGAGAUGUACGGUGGGGCGGACGAGCAGUAUGAGAAAUUGAUGAAAACCGAGCGAUUUAAGGCUGAUAAAGGAUUUGCUGGCACAUCGAAGGCGGCGGGCCCCAGGGAUGGGCCGGUCGAGUUUGAGAGGGAUGCGCCUGAGGAAGACCCGUUUGGUUUGGACCAGUUCUUGACGGAGGUUAAAACUGGUAAGAAGGCUAUGGAGAAAGUGGGGAGUGGGGGUACUCUGAAGGCUGGGGCGGGGUCCAUGAGGGAUGACUAUGGCGGGUCGGGCAGGUCAAGGAUCGGAUNCACGAGCCGUCCCACGCUCGGUUUUUCACCGCUCGGCCAUCAUUUCCCGCAUGAGCUCCAAUAUCUCGCCCCUCAUCCGAGACACUCUCGACUGAUUCACCUUCUCAUCCAACUCCCGAAACCAAAUCCCAUCGUCCUCCUUCCCUUCUCCCGCGUGGUACCACUCGCAUAUAGCCUCCGCAACAGCCGCCACAUAGACCCCACAGUCGUACCCGUUCGUCUGCCCCGGCUCGAUCGGCCGCUCCACAUAGGCCACCUCCUCCCUUACCACGUACCUGCGCACGGCCAAAUAAACCCUCCUCGCGUGCUCUCUGUUGUGGGACCCAAAGCUGUCGUGGUGGACAAAAACGUCUCUGCCACCCGAGCAGCGCCUCCUCCUCAUGAACGCCAGCAGGCUCCAGUGGGACCCGCCGCCCGCCAGCUCCACGUCAGCAUUGUCGUUAACCGGGAAUAUGACCAGCUUUCUCGUAUUGAGGGGUUGAAGAAAAUCUCGCAGGAGCUCGUUAUUAUCCGGGCAUUCUUUUAUCCAGAAGGCAAUGGAAGGUGGGACGAGGAGAACUUCUUCGUUGCUCGGGAAGCGCGUUGCCAGUUGGCUGAAGUAAAACUCGAUUACACGGUCGUUGAGGAAAUGUGGGCCCGAGAGGAUUUCGAGGUCCGACCGCCGCAAGACGACGUCGUUGUAGCUGAGGAUUUUGUCGUCCGGGAAGAUGUCCGGCCUUUCAUUUAA